Molecule: messenger RNA, 3963 nt
Organism: Penicillium nucicola
Lineage: Eukaryota; Fungi; Ascomycota; Eurotiomycetes; Eurotiales; Aspergillaceae
Product: GAS2 domain protein
Exons: 2
Coding region: 1-3963 (1320 amino acids)
Molecular function (GO): microtubule binding
Source: RefSeq, a predicted model, not a curated record
AUGGCAGCCAGUCGAAUAAACCCCAAUCGCCCACUCAUCCGCCUCUCCCCCGUCCACUCUCGUGAUAACUCUCGUUCAACCUCGCCUCAGCGACGUACUCCUCUCUACCAGAAACUCGAUCCUCUCCUCAGCAAUCUCUCCCCUGAAUCGACCCUCCACGCUCUUACCUCUACCGACGCUGUACCCUCCAACGAGAAAGGCGCCCAUGACAUCCUCUCAGAGAGUAUUUCCCAGGUCUCACCUGCGGAGCGCGCUCUAGGGAUCCGUGCCGCUGUAGCCGCCCAGAACUUAAACCUCUGGCAUAAGGAGGUGCAGCUGUGGACCUGGCCGAGCCAGCAGGAUGCAAAGCUCGGAAAGGGCUUUAUGCCCCCACAGACAUCUUCUCAGUCCAGCGACCCUUCUUCUGUCGCGCCUCAGAACAACCUGGAUGACAAUUAUUAUGGAAGUUUGCCAGCCAGCCUCGUGGAGCGAUAUGAGAAGAGAAUAGAGGAGAUCCGCGAUGGAAUGGACGAUCUCAACGUGGAGGAACUGAAGGAACACGUUUUGAAUGCCCACAUUCCUUCUAGAUCUCGCCCCUCGUCUGCCGCGAGUUCCAUUUCUGCGCCUCCGCCGCUCAGCUAUGUGCAGCUCAGUGACUUUACGGCCGUCAUUACUGCCACUAUCCUCCGCGCUCUCCCUUUCCUUUCUCGACUCAAUGCUCUGCUCACUACCUGGGAUGUGCGCCUGCUUGUUCUACGCCAGAUUCCUGGUCUGCUGCGGGAGCUUACCAUGACCCGGUCCGCCCUUGAUUACUCCCUUGAUUCAAUGCGUUCCCCACAGUCUUCCUCUAGCCCCCGCCGAUACUCCGACGCGUCUUUGGUUACUGACCAUGUCAGAUUGGAGUCCGCGGUUGUCGCGGCUGGGCGACGGAUAGAUCGUGUUCUCGAUGCUUUGGAGGGUCGACCAGAUUCCUUACCUGAAAAUUGGAUUGAUGACCUAGAACGCCUUGAGUCUGACUUCGCUGCUUGGGUCGUUGAGACUGAAAAUUACAAGGUUCAUAACCAGUGGUUGCGUGCUCAGCAAGAUGCGAAGGCACAAGCUGCCGCCCAAGCUGAAUCCGAGAAGCAAUUGGAGGAAACACGGCGGGUUCCGGUUUCCAAUGAAGAUCUCUCAGAGCCAGUGCCUACUGGUGAAUCGAAACCCCUUGGAAUCAAGCAAGAGAGUGAAUGUGCCGUCGAAAGUCUCUCACACGAAACUCCUCUUGUCAUACUGCCAUCUGUAAACCGGACUGCCCUUGCAAUGGAUCAGCCAUCACCUCCGGCUUCUAUCCUUGAACAGUUCUCCGACCCAAAGGUCUCAAUAUCUCCCCCGGUAUGCGCAACAGCCGAGAAACAAGAAGUCCAUAUGGCUGUGACCGAAGACCUUACAACCCCAACUCAAGCCGAGUUUCCAUCGAGUAUCUUGUCACUCAAUGGACAACUAUCCGCAGGCCAGACACCUCGUGCGAAUGGGUCUGUUUCGGAGGACAAAGAGAACAUUCCUCCUUCUAUUCCGCAGACAGAUGGAUCUUGGUCAACCCAUCGGGAUGCACCCAUUGCAAACCGAUUGACUGAUCAUAAGGAUGUAUUUGAAGACCCCUUUUCGCGACCUUCUACAGCUGAAGCCAAGCCCCAACUCCCGACAGGCACCGCGUCCACCGAUAUCCCCCCCACUGAAGAUGCCAAUGUUUCUGUGGGCAGCGUUUUGCGAGCUGAGAUUGCACCUGCUCUUCCUCUUCUCCAGUCUGAUCCUGAAAACAGUCCCAAGUCUCAUCUCGUCGACCGAUCUGUGAAGCAGACUUCUCAAACGCCAGAGGAGAUUCAACACGAACGUCACAUGUCCACCAGUGUUUUCUCUCCGGACCUGCCUUCCGGUACAUCUCAUAUCCGAAUGCCUCGUGUUAGGUCUUCUGUCAAGGACUCCUCACAAAAGACUGUUGCUGUAGAAUCCGCCUCUCAUCCAAAUUCUGCAGGCUUUAAAUCCCAGAUUCCCAAUCCAGUGAAAAAACCAGACACUCCACGCACCGUCCGGAAACCGCUACAAAGUCCUAUCAAGCUCUCUAAAACCAGAUCGGGGCGAUUGAGCCUUGACAAGGAACCCCAGCUGUCACCGAAGAUCACCCGUCGUCGUCGGACCUCAACUGGAUCUGUGCGUUCCUUGCUCUCGGACCACUCUUCGCUCAUCUCCAGCCCUGACGUGCCGGGGCUACGGACUGCCUCAUCGAACGAAACUCCCAUCAGCGCCCCAUCUCAUCCUGAAGCCCCACACACCCUUUCACAUGGUGAUCACACUCUUAGAGAGGACCGUCUUCGUCGCUUGGAGAACCUCAAGCCCGACCUUCGGGUAACCUUCCAGCAAAAUCGGACUGUCAGUCUGCCUCUUGAGCGCUUUAUUAAUGAGCGAAUGGGGAUGGGCCUAGGAAGCGAGUCAACGGAUGCUCCGUCGAGACAGCCCAUCAAAGGCUCAAAUGCAUCUGUUGGCUUGCCUACACUUUCCAAGUCUCGAAACAAGAUCACGGAGCAAGUUUCAGUCGUGUCAUCGCAGGGACCACGUCUUCCCACGCGUCGCCCUCAACUUUCACGGGGCAAGUCUGCGUCCGACUUGCACGCUCAAAAUGAGAAGCUCAACACUGCUGAACUCAACCGGAAUGCAUUCGCCAGAAAUUCAUCUGGUCGGAUCAUGGACCCUCAGGCUCAGCCAAAGUCCCUCCGCUUGAGACAGCGAUUGACUGCUCAUCCGAGUCUUGAAAGUUUGGGCAUCAAGAGACAGGAACUGUCUUAUGUGGAGGAGCAUGAAUCAGAGCUCACCGAGUUCGGCUCCCGUGCCUCCUCGCCAACCAAGCAGCUGAGACAGCCCCGAGACCAAAUGGACGAACGGAUUAGCUCCAUUCUCAAUACACUCCCUGGCGGCCGCAUCCAAUUGGUCGACUCAAACCACGAAGCAGAUACCUCCUCUUCAUCCUCCUCCGUGGAUCGAAGAAUGCGAUACCGAUCAGAGUCACCCACUGGUCCUCCAACUCGCAGCACUACCCCUGCGCCGUCUUUAAUGUUGAUGCCUGCUGCUCGCCGACGUUCCCAUGCCUUCAAAACAGAAGAUAGCUGUGUCAAGCUAUAUCACCUCCACCACGGAGGCCAAUCCGCACCAACCAAGCUGUUCGUCCGCACCGUCGGCGAAACUGGCCAGCGGGUCAUGGUUCGCGUUGGUGGCGGGUGGGCUGACUUGGGCGAAUACCUCCGCGAAUACGUCAUUCAUCACGGCCGUCGCAAGGUGUCUGAGACACCUCGUGUCGAAGUGCAAGGCAUCCGAACUCGCUCCUCCCCAUCUUACUCCUCGCCAGGCGCCAUGCUCACUCCGGCUACUUCAACCUAUCUCACCUCCGGCCGGGCCACCCCCUCCCGGCCACAGUCUGUACUUAGUACGAGACCUCCUUCAUCACUUACCGUUCGCAAAACACGACGAAGCUCUAAUGCAUCGGAUAUCGCUGGCACCCGUGCAGUCACCACUGGUCAUCUACAUGCUUUCACCUCGCCUCCCCCUACCGUACCUCACGUCCCUGCCUCCGGUGGAAGACGCCUCUCAGUUUCCUCCGGCUAUUCGAUCGCAGAAUCGCAUUCACCGGCCAACAAUUCCAUCCCCUCCAUCCCCCAUGAAAACCGUGCCACUCCGCUUGGCUUGGCUGGCCCAAGGCCACGUGCACGAUACGCAUCCAUGAGCCCGGAGGGUGAAGCCUGGGUCGAGGACGUUCUUCAAAAGACUCGUCGUUCCAGCUCGCACAACCCGCCGCCUAUUGGACUUGGUCUGAUGGAGCACGACGACAGCCGAUCGGAGAUCGGAGAUGCUGGCAUCCGAUACUCUUUGCCUAAAGUGCGCAGCAUCGACGAGAUCGGAUCUAUUGGCACCAGCCGACGUGUCAUCUUGCGUGGGCUUGGGAGUCGCCGGCCAUAA